Molecule: messenger RNA, 2361 nt
Organism: Chanos chanos (milkfish)
Lineage: Eukaryota; Metazoa; Chordata; Actinopteri; Gonorynchiformes; Chanidae
Gene: gnai1
Product: guanine nucleotide binding protein (G protein), alpha inhibiting activity polypeptide 1
Exons: 9
Coding region: 273-1337 (354 amino acids)
Biological process (GO): adenylate cyclase-modulating G protein-coupled receptor signaling pathway
Cellular component (GO): cytoplasm; heterotrimeric G-protein complex
Molecular function (GO): G protein-coupled serotonin receptor binding; GTP binding; GTPase activity
Source: RefSeq, a predicted model, not a curated record
AGUCGAUGGCAGAGAGACGUUUCGGUUUAAACACCUGAUUUUAUUUUUUUUUUUAGGAUUUUGAAGGCAGUUGAACUCUCGAGGAAUAUACUUUUGAAGGUGCAAAGAACAUAUUCCAGUUCCGACCACUGCCUUUUAAAAUACCACUGUGGUCCAUCGCGUUUUAACAAGGGCGUGUGGUUCCCAGGGAGUGACUCGUUUUUACCCGUGUAUGUGGGUACUGCAGAUAUUUUAUCACUUUAUUUUACAUUGUCUGGGGGAUUCGCUUGAGGAUGGGGUGUACCUUAAGCACGGAGGACAAGGCGGCGGUGGAGCGCAGUAAAAUGAUCGACAGGAAUUUGAGAGAUGACGGAGAGAAAGCAGCAAGAGAGGUGAAGCUGCUCCUCCUUGGUGCUGGUGAGUCAGGAAAGAGUACGAUUGUCAAACAGAUGAAAAUUAUCCAUGAGGCAGGUUACUCGGAAGAGGAGUGUAAACAGUACAAAGCUGUGGUCUACAGUAACACCAUCCAAUCCAUUAUUGCCAUCAUCCGCGCCAUGGGUCGACUCAAGAUCGACUUUGGAGACGCAGCACGAGCGGAUGAUGCAAGGCAGCUGUUUGUGCUGGCUGGCUCAGCGGAGGAGGGCUUUAUGACGUCAGAGCUGGCUGGAGUGAUUAAGCGCCUGUGGAAGGAUGGUGGAGUGCAGGCCUGCUUCAGUCGCUCCAGAGAGUACCAGCUCAACGACUCAGCAGCAUAUUACCUGAAUGAUCUGGACAGGAUAUCGCAGGCCACCUACAUUCCCACCCAGCAGGAUGUGCUCAGAACCCGAGUCAAAACCACAGGCAUCGUGGAGACUCACUUCACAUUCAAGGACCUGCAUUUCAAGAUGUUUGAUGUUGGAGGUCAGAGGUCCGAGAGAAAGAAAUGGAUCCACUGCUUUGAAGGGGUCACAGCCAUUAUCUUCUGUGUGGCACUGAGUGACUAUGACCUGGUGUUGGCAGAGGAUGAGGAGAUGAACCGAAUGCACGAAAGCAUGAAAUUGUUUGACAGCAUCUGCAACAACAAGUGGUUCACAGACACCUCCAUUAUUCUCUUCCUCAACAAGAAAGAUCUGUUUGAGGAGAAGAUUAAGAGGAGCCCACUCACCAUUUGUUAUCCAGAAUAUGCAGGAUCCAACACGUACGAGGAGGCUGCAGCCUACAUCCAGUGCCAGUUUGAGGACCUGAAUAAGAGGAAAGACACCAAGGAGAUCUAUACCCACUUCACGUGUGCAACUGACACCAAGAACGUGCAGUUUGUCUUUGACGCUGUCACUGAUGUCAUUAUCAAGAACAACCUGAAAGACUGUGGACUCUUCUAGAAGCUUCUUGGAACCUGGUGAAGCCAUCUCAUUGUGCAUACGUUGGGGGAAGAUUACAAGAUUAUGUGUGGGGAAAGUCAACCAUGGACCAGUGCUGUACUAUAUGCCACUUUUAUCAGCUUUAUUUAUGUUUAUGUCUUGGGACAUUUUAAAAGUAGCGUUAAAACAUUUGUGUAAGAUGUUUGUAUUAGGUAUCUGUCACAGCCAUUUUCCCCUCCUCAUGUUUUCAUUCUUUGUAAUGAAGGACUUUUUUUUGUUUGUUUGUUUUCCCUCUUGGAAAAGGAGACUUGCCUUUACUGGAAACUUUGUUCAUUUUCUCAAGGCUGUCGGGGAAGAAAAAGGAUUCUGUUUCCAGUUCAGUUUCUUGGUUCUCGUGCCUUCGCAUGCCUUUUCUGCGGUCCUUGUCAAAUGCUUGGUUUUUGCCUGCUGAGUAUCUUCAGUGUUGAAAUAUGUAAAUUUUCAUACUGUAUGUUACAAAUCUUCCCCUCUUAGAGCACAAACCUAAUCCCACUGUGUACAUGUGGAGGGGUGGGGGGCACUGUAAAUUUUGUAAGUGGUGGCCCAGAGCAACGUGUUUCCAUUGGGACCACCAGAAAGCCCUUAACCCCCUUCCUAGUAAGGCCUGUUCAGCUGUCAGAUGCUGCAAAAAGGUCUCUAUUAUGGUGACAAAUCUGUUGCAUUCUCUGUCAUAAAAUUGUACAGGCCAUUCAAAACCCAUUCAGUUUAGGUGUUGUAACCUGUCAAAGAGGUAAAGCUUUAUAAUAAGUCAGAGAGGGAGAGUUCUGUUGUAGUGUGUUUAAGAGAAGUAUGUAACGAGAGGAUGUUUUGAGAAUAUUCAAAGCAUAUAUGAGAUAUUAUGGUCAAACUGUGCUAGAGAGCCAUGGGAAUACAACAGCAAGUUAAACAAACAGGUAAACAAACACAGAAUAUUGAUAACUGCCACCACUGUGUCUGUGUGUGUUCUCCAUGUUUUGGGAACAUUUCUAGACUCCUUUCCCUUAUUUUGCUAAUAAAACACAUUUAC